CAUGCAAUAAAUAGUUAAGUGGGUAGGUCCGAAAUCUCAACUCAUUAAAAUACUAAAUAAAUAUAUAUAAACAAAAGCAUGCCAAUUGCCAAAUGAGUUGUUGAGUACUCAUAAUAUAAUAACACGAGUCUAUAAAUACGUACCUUGCAUGUUAGAUAAACUUAUCACAACCCCAAAUUACAUACAUAACUUCUCUUUAAUUAGCUAGCUUUAUUAUACCAUUCAAAUCAAAAAUGGCUCCAACACUAGCAAAUAUUACAAGCACAACUGAGCCUUCAAAGGUGACUGAAUUUGUGAUCCACAAGGGUUUUGGAGUAAAGGGUCUUUCAGAAGCUGGCCUCAGGAGUCUCCCCAAGCAAUACAUUCAGCCAAUCCAAGAAAGGGUUUUCAAUCAUGACCAAACUUCUUCCACAUUGGCUGGAAAAUCAAUCCCAAUCAUCGAUAUGUCCAAGUGGGACGACCCGAAAACUGGGAAUUCGAUAUGUGAUGCUGCGGAGAAGUGGGGUUUUUUCCAAAUUAUGAACCAUGGGAUUCCGAUCGAGGUUAUCGAGAGAGUUGAGAAGGCGACUCAUCGGUUCUUUGAGUUGCCAGCUGAGGAGAAGAACAAGUUUUCGAAAGAGAAUUCUGGUUCGAAUAGUGUAAGGUAUGGCACCAGCUUCACUCCUUUGGCUGAGAAAGCUCUUGAGUGGAAGGAUUAUCUUAGUCUCUUUUAUGUUUCUGAUCUUGAAGCCUCCCAACUGUGGCCCUCUGCAUGCAGGGAUGAACUGCUUGAGUACAUGAAGAAGACUGAAACAGUGAUAAAAAAACUAUUAGAAGUGCUGAUGAAAAGGCUAAAUGUGACAAAAAUAGACAAGGAGAAAGAGAGUGCUUUAAUGGGAUCAAAGAGAAUCAAUCUCAAUUACUACCCAAUUUGUCCAAACCCCGAUUUAACGGUCGGGGUUGGUCGACACUCUGACGUGUCAACUCUCACAAUCCUUCUCCAAGACGAGAUUGGAGGGCUUUAUGUAAAAGUUGAAGAAGAAGAAGAAGAAACCAAUAAUAAUAAUUGGGUUCAUGUGCCACCAAUGAAGGGGUCACUAGUGAUAAACAUUGGUGAUGCUUUACAAAUAAUGAGCAAUGGAAGGUACAAAAGUGUGGAGCAUAGAGUUGUGGCUAAUGGAAAAAGUGAUAGGAUUUCAGUGCCUAUAUUUGUCAAUCCAAGGCCAUCUGAUCUUAUAGCACCAUUUCCUCAAGUACUUGCUAACGGUGAAAAGGCUUUGUAUAAGCAAGUUCUCUACUCUGAUUAUGUUAAGCACUUCUUCAGGAAAGCUCAUGAUGGAAAACAGACCGUUGAUUUUGCCAAAAUAUGAUCUUUAAUUAAUUAAGUAAUAAUUGUGCUUAUUUACUAAAAUAUGUAUGGUAAUUUGAGUACCAAUAAACCUCUUUCAUAUAUAAUAAGUGAAUUGGGUGUCCAAAACUAGUAUAUGUUCGGUACCCUUAUAUAGGGCCUUUUAUAUCUAAUAUAUGUAUGAUCAUAUAUGUAUAAUUUGAGUAUACGUACGAGGAAUGAGAAGUUUGUGGCAUGACUUAUUCUCUUUAUUCUACCAUUAUACCAUAUAUAAUUUAUU
Messenger RNA from Cannabis sativa, 1607 nucleotides. Its product is annotated as feruloyl CoA ortho-hydroxylase F6H1-3. Bases 234 to 1349 code for a protein of 371 amino acids. NCBI's taxonomy places the organism in Eukaryota, Viridiplantae, Streptophyta, Magnoliopsida, Rosales, Cannabaceae. The record is from RefSeq and is a predicted model, not a curated record. The transcript has 2 exons.